Molecule: messenger RNA, 3474 nt
Organism: Apiotrichum porosum
Lineage: Eukaryota; Fungi; Basidiomycota; Tremellomycetes; Trichosporonales; Trichosporonaceae
Gene: RAD5
Product: DNA helicase rad5
Exons: 13
Coding region: 1-3474 (1157 amino acids)
Molecular function (GO): ATP binding; nucleic acid binding; zinc ion binding
Source: RefSeq, a predicted model, not a curated record
AUGUCCGAACCAAAACCCGCCCUCUUCUUCCCAGCGGAAUCCGACGACGAGGAUGACAGUAUCCCCGUUGUCGUGGGCAGCAGGCAGGCUGUUGAGCCGUCGCCUUCCCCCGUACCACCGACCAUUUCGCGCGCGUCCAGUUCCUCAACUCGCGAAGCCUUGUUCUUCCCCCAUGAAGAUGAGGAAGACGAGGACGACAUUAUUGAGGUAGCACCAGCCCCUUCUUCCUCUGCCGGCCCUUCCUCGCGACCUUCAUCCUCCAAGCCUUCAUCGUCUUCGCUGAAGCGCCCCAUCCCGCCUCCUUCCUCUGCUCUCGACACUGCACCUACAUUGUCCCAGUCUGGCGUCCGACCAGGUUUCAUGCGUGGAUACCUUGGGGAGUUUGUCUGCGAGGGAUGGUCGUUGUCCAAGGGCAAAGGAUACUGCACCCCCGGCAGUAAGGUCGUGUUCGAGCGUCCCAAGCCGCAGAAGAAGGCUGAGACCAACGGGAUCCAGGCGAAAGCCGGUCCUGCGCGUAUCGUUAAUGGAAAGGUCGUCCAGGCAAAGGCGCCUAUCGGAGGCAAGCAGAUGAAGCUCAGUGCCAUGAUGUCCAAGAAGCCACCAGCGCCAGUGAAGAAGGCAGCGGCAAAGGCCAAAGUUGAUCAGAUUGUCCGCUUCAGGAAUGAGAGGGGUUUCGAGGUUGGCCGUCUGUCAGUCACAGAGGCAGGUUUCCUCGUUCACCUUUUGGACGCGGGUGUUAUCGAACUGGAAGGCCAUGUCAUCGACUGCCCGCAGGUUCUCGCCACAGGUUCGACGAUCCUCCUCAACGUCAAAGUCUUCCUCGGUCGCAAGGGCUUUGCCAAGAUUGAAAGGCAGGACCGCACGGCCCAGAGCACGUUCUGGCAGGAACAACAGGAGACCGAGGAGGAGGAGGCGAUGCGUAACCGCAAGGACGCACUUGGCGCCCUGUUCAGUGGGUUUAAGACCACGGCCAUCGCUAACCCGUCAGGCAGGAUCGGUGUCAAGCCCAUACGCUCAAACUCUCUCCUUCUCGCUCAGAAGAAGAGUGGAACUGCCGCCGUGACCAUUGGCGAGGAGUCUCUCAAACACUUUGAGUCGGGCAAAUCGUCCCCAACAAAGAGCACCAGCCCUCGUCACAGCUCGCCAGGGAAGGGCAAGGCCAAGGCAUCAGCGCGGAACAGCGACGAUGAGGACGAGGACAGUGGGGACGAAGCGGAGAAACUCAACGACGAGCAAAUGGGCGAGCUUGACACCAUCUACCGAAAGUGGAUGAAUGACGCCAAGCUGGAGGAGACGGACGCACCGGACUCGUUCCUUUACACCUUGCGACCUUACCAGAAGCAAGCACUGACAUGGAUGAGGGCGCGCGAGUCGGGCAACGACAACUUGCGAGAGUCCAACCAAACUCUUCACCCCUUAUGGGAGGAGUAUGCUUUCCGCAAGGAACAGGCAAUUGAUGAACCGAUCGAGAUUGAAGACGACGACGACUGGAUCGACCCUUCGCGCAAGUUCUACUGGAACCCUUACAGUGGCGAGCUCAGCCUUGACUUUCCCAAGACUGAAGCAAGCGCUCGCGGUGGUAUCCUGGCUGACGCGAUGGGCAUGGGCAAGACGUGUAUGAUGGCGUCUCUCAUUCACAUGAACCGCGAGGACGAGGCAACUCCACCUUCUCAACCCGUCGAUGACGAACCAGAGGCACCCAGCAAGCGUCGCAAGUUUGUCCAAGUCACCCUCUCGAACCAGUGGAAGGCCGUCGCGAACGCGCCCAAGCCGACCAAACAGCCUCCACGCGCGACGCUUGUCGUCUGCCCCGUGUCACUCGCGCAGCAGUGGCACGACGAGCUCGAAAAGAUGUCCGCCAAGGGAUCGCUCUCCAGUUUCCUGUGGUACGGCAAUGACCGUGCCGACGUUGGUCGUCUCCUGGCACAGGAAGGCAAGAAGAAGAUCGACGUCAUCAUCACCAGCUAUGGUACCCUCGUCAGCGAGUUCUCUCGUUGGAAGAAGAACAAGGACAAGCCAAACUACGAUGGAUCCAGCAUUUAUGAUCCUCACAACAUCAAGAACCGCACGGCGCAAAUGUCCAAGGCGUGCUACGAGCUCAAGGGCCGCAAGCGCUGGGCUCUAAGUGGUACUCCUAUCGUGAACCGCCUCGAUGACCUCUUCUCUUUGCUCUUUGUCACCAUUCCUUUCCUCAACCAAGACCCCAAGGCCAUCAACGUUGUGCAGUAUAUCCUUGAAUCAUGUCUUCUUCGCCGCGAAAAACACAUGCGCGACAAGGACGGAAAGCUCGUCGUCGACCUGCCGCCCAAGAACAUCGACGUCCAGGUCCUUCGAUUCUCUCGUGCCGAGCGCAAGAUUUACGAUCAGCUCGAGAGCAGCGCCAAACGCCGUUUCAUCGAGAUGGACGCCGACGGCCGUGCCAUGUCCAACUACACAUCCAUCUUGGCCAUGCUGAUGAAGUUGCGCCAGUGUGUUGACCACCCGCUCCUGGUCAUGGCCAAGGGUUCGGGUGAGGAAAAGGAUGGCGACAAGUUACUCGACGACGAGGGCGAUGUCAAGCAGCUCAUCUCAAACUACGCCGGUGGCGACGAUGGCCAGAGCACGAGCGCGGUGGACCCGACAUACGCCCUGCAGGUCCUCAAGGAGCUUGGAGACGCCGAGUCGUCCCCAGAGUGUCCUCUCUGCUAUGGCGAGGUGUUUGACGAGGUCCUGCUGCCAUGUUAUCACCGAGGCUGUCACGACUGCAUUGUCGACUAUAUCGGCCACUGCGAGGACACUGGGAAGGAGGCGUCUUGCCCUGCAUGUAACAAGGGACCGGUCAAGGUGUCGGACCUGCGCUCCGUCCAACGCCGUCGCCGUCGCAACCUCCUGGACAAGGGCGACGAGACAUCGAUCACGCUCGGUAAAGUGGACAUUGUGUCCAGCACCAAGCUGCGCGCGCUUGCCCGCAAGCUCGAGCAGAUGCGCCAGGACGAGCCACAGUUCAAGGCUCUUGUGUUUUCGCAGUUUACGUCUUUCCUCGACCUGAUUGAGACCACACUCACCAAGGAAGGUGUGCGCUGGCUGCGGUUUGACGGAUCCAUGAGCCAGGCGCAGCGUGCCGCCACCGUGGAAGAGUUUGGACAGCCCAGCAAGGAGCCCGUCGUGCUCCUCAUCUCGCUCAAGGCCGGCGGUGUCGGUCUGAACCUGACCAUGGCGAACCACGUCUUCAUGAUGGACACAUGGUGGAACGAGGCCAUUGAGCAACAGGCCAUCGACCGCGUGCACCGUCUCGGCCAGACCCGCCCCGUGUUUGUUACGCGGUACAUUAUCAAGGGGACCGUCGAGAAACGCAUCAUGAAGAUUCAGCGCCACAAGACUGCCCUCAUCAACGCUUCGCUGUCCAAUGGAUCCAAGGACAAGAACGCGACGUUGGCCGAUAUUAAGAAGAUCUUUGGUCUUGGUGAAGCGGACAGCGAGGACGACGGGUUCUGA